AAGAUAAUGCGGAAGAGGCUGUCAAACACGACGAAGCAAGCGUGUGCGUAGGUGAAAGUGUGAUAAGUAGAAAGUUCCAGAAAAAUAUACGACUAAGCAAGAACGCAUCUAAGUCUACUGGGGACACAUAUUCGACGUUGAAAAUGUCUGCGAUUGGAGAGGAAAAUGUGCGAGGUGGGAGCGUUUUUAAAGAUAUUGGCGCUGAAGACGGCGACUGGGAGCCUACUGAAAUCGAGAGCCUGUGUAUGAACUGCUUUAAGAAUGGUAUGACACGGUUACUCAUGACCAAAAUACCCUUCUUUAAAGAAAUCAUCGUCAGUUCUUUCAGAUGUGACAACUGCGCCUGGUCAAACACCGAAGUCCAGUCUGCAGGCCGGAUUCAGGAUCAAGGCAUUUGUUACACUCUGAAAGUCAAAACAAAAGAGGACUUGAACCGGGAGGUUGUGAAAUCAGACAGUGCGACGACCAGGAUCCCUGAACUGGAUUUUGAAAUCCCUCCCUUCACCCAGAAAGGCGCACUUAGUACCAUUGAGGGCCUUUUAGACCGAGCAGUUGCAGGGUUGGAACAAGACCAGCGUGUCCGUCGAGAAGUUGACCCUGAGAUGGCUGAAAAGAUACAUGAAUUCAUCCAGAAGUUGAGGAAGUUAAAAGAGGUUGAAGACGAAUUCACACUAGUGAUUGAGGAUCCAUCUGGCAACAGUUUUGUGGAAAAUCCUGCCGCCCCUCAGAAAGAUGAGGCUCUCACUGUGUCCCGGUUCACGCGGACGAUCCAGCAGGAUAUGCUGCUGGGAUUAAGGGCUGACGAUGAUUUGGAAGAGGACUUGGACAAGGAACCAGCUAGCAACAACCUGGAGGCCAUGAGAGAUGAGGUUUUGGUCUUCAACACCAACUGCCCAGAAUGCAACGCGCCGGCCUCAACCAAUAUGAAGCUUGUCCAGAUCCCUCACUUCAAGGAGGUCAUCAUAAUGGCGACUAACUGUGACAGCUGUGGCCAUCGGACCAAUGAGGUGAAAUCAGGUGGAGCCACAGAGGAGCUGGGCACCAAAAUCUCCCUUCACAUCACCGACAUAUCAGACAUGACCCGAGACGUGCUCAAGUCAGAGACGUGUGGCAUCAUCAUUCCAGAGCUGGAGUUUGAGCUGGGGAUGGCAGCUGUGGGUGGAAAGUUCACCACUCUGGAGGGGCUGCUGAAGGACAUCAAAGAUCUGAUUGUCUCCAAAAACCCCUUCACCUGCGGUGACAGUAGCACAACAGAUCGGGUACAGAAGCUGAGUGACUUUGGGGAAAAAAUAGACAACAUUAUGGCUGGAAAAAUGAAUGUCCACUUCAUCCUGGAUGACCCGGCAGGGAACAGCUAUUUGCAGAAUGUGUACGCCCCGGAGCCAGAUCCCGAGAUGACUGUUGAGAAGUACACCCGCACGUUUGAGCAGAAUGAAGACCUAGGUCUGAAUCAGAUGAAGACUGAGGGAUAUCAAGACGAUAAAUGAACCGCUGAGAAAUGAACCGCCAGCACAAGCUGAAAGGACUCAGUCAGUUGAUAAUGUCUUGUCAAAAACCCAGUGUAAUUAUAUCGCUCCAUAUUUUGUCCCAUUUUCAUACAUUUUAUGUUAAACACUGGGUGAAUGGUUGUUUCCAUAAGUAUAUUAAUCAGUGAGAGGAAUUAUAAGUUAUCUAAAUGUGCAUUGGAAACAAAUUAAACAUAAAAACAUGUAAGCUGCUGUUAAAGGUAAAUUCUUUAACUCCUUGGUUAUUGCAUUCUUGUGACAUCCCAGAAGAUGGCACUGUGUCAUCUCUGACUUAAAGGUUUUUUUUUCUCUGAGGACCACAUCCUGUGUGACAAAUUAAUCUUUUUACACACCUGUAAGCAUGACAUCAUCUGAAUAAAGUGUUAUCUAAAUUGACA
Micropterus salmoides (largemouth bass) is the source of this 1903-nucleotide messenger RNA. It is a transcript of the gene zpr1, whose product is annotated as ZPR1 zinc finger. The transcript has a single exon. Gene Ontology annotation, cellular component: cytoplasm; nucleus. NCBI's taxonomy places the organism in Eukaryota, Metazoa, Chordata, Actinopteri, Centrarchiformes, Centrarchidae. Gene Ontology annotation, molecular function: zinc ion binding. The record is from RefSeq and is a predicted model, not a curated record. Bases 144 to 1487 code for a protein of 447 amino acids.